CGGGCCCUGCAAGUCUGGCGGUUACACUCCGGUGCCGCAGCGCCCAAGGGCCGAGGCGGAAGUAGGACGGGCACCCCGGGAGACGAGGGCACAGGGUCAGCGGUCGCAGGGCGCCAACGAGGAGCGCGGUGCUCAGCAAGGGCGCGUGCGCGGCAGUAGGCCCCGGGGGAGGAGGCAGGGCAAGGCCAGGAGAGGUGGCUGGUGGUCCCGACAUCCAGCCUGGAAGAUGCACAAGAGGAAGGGACCCGCGGGACCCCCGGGUCGAGGCGCCGCCGCCGCCCGCCAGCUGGGCCUGCUGGUCGACCUCUCCCCAGACGACCUGAUGAUCCCUGAGGAUGGAGUGAAUGAUGCGGAACUGGAGGCUGAGUUCUUGGCCUUAGUGGGGGGCCAGCCCCAAGACCUGGAGAAGCCCAGAGGGAAAGGUCCCCUGCCCAUGGAGGCCAUUGAGAAGAUGGCCAGCCUGUGCAUGAGAGACCUGGAUGAGGAUGAAGAGGAGGGCUCAGACGAGGAGGCUGUGGAGGCUGACGAUGACCUGCUGGCAGAACUCAACAGGGUCCUUGGGGAGGAGCAGAAGUCUUCGGAGUCCCACCCUCCUGCAACUCAGCCCAAGGCCACAGCCCCCAGCCCAGGGGUAGAGGCCACCUUGCAGGAGAGGCUGACUCUCUACCAGACAGCGAUCGAAAGUGCUAGGCAAGCUGGAAAUGGUGCCAAGAUGCGGCGCUACGACAGGGGGCUUAAGACACUGGAAAACCUGCUGGCCUCUGUCCGGGAGGGCAAUGCCAUCGAUGAAGAGGACAUCCCACCACCUGUGGCCGUGGGGAAGGGCCUGGUGUCCAUGCCCAGCCACACCCCCACACUCACCCAGCCAGCCCCCAUGAACCCACCAGCCCCGGAGCCCAGGGUCCCUGUGGAGGGGCCUUGUCCUACUGCCCCGGUCUCAUCCCUAGGCUUGGCUAAGCCUCAGCUUCCUCCAGGUAGGCCAGGGGCAGGGGUGGGCUGACAUGGAAUGUGCUGGUG
Manis javanica (Malayan pangolin) is the source of this 1017-nucleotide messenger RNA. Lineage: Eukaryota; Metazoa; Chordata; Mammalia; Pholidota; Manidae. The record is from RefSeq and is a predicted model, not a curated record.